ACCAGACAACCGUGAACAUAUCCAGUGAUUAAUUUCAGCUGAUUAUAAUCGGCAGAUUUCUCUCUCGCUCUCUCCCACUCUCUCUCGCAACAGGACACAAUUCUUACGGUUGCUUUAAUAGUUGAACGGCAGAGCGAGCGCGUGGACGCACCUGGGACUGAAGCUCACACAUGCACUUGCACGCCGCGCGCUCUACUGCUUCACACGGGAUCCGCGCGCCGGAGCUGGACUUGAGGAGCACUUCAUCCCGAACCUGAUUUUCCCGUGGUCCCGGCCAUCUGUGUGUGGCUUCUGCUCGGAAGGGAGAAAAUGAGCCAGCCACAGGCAAGCGAGGAGCUGGAGCAGAGCUGCAGCAUAACGAAAAAGAGCAUGAUCACCAAGAUUUUUAAAGUUCGCAAAAGGCGAGAGAUGCUGUUCGUGCAGGUGUGCUUCAUCUGCAGCGUCUUGUUUGUGGCGUGGUGUAUGUCAGCGUUGCUCACCAAAACAGGUCAUGGGUUGGUUAUGCAGGAGGGAUUUGCUGCUCCCAGCGAUCGAUUGGGUCGAAGGCUCAUGGCCACAGUGGGAGACAACGAGACGGAAGACAAGAACUGCACAGCACCAGCCAUCCACGAGUUCCCCGAGGACCUGUUCACCAACCAACAGCGUUCACAAGGAGCCGUGCUGCUACACAUAUUUGUGGCUUUAUAUAUGUUUCUGGCCCUCGCUAUUGUCUGCGACGACUACUUUGUGACCUCUCUUGAGAAGAUUUGUGAGAAUCUGCACCUGAGUGAAGAUGUAGCAGGAGCAACCUUCAUGGCAGCUGGAAGCUCCGCCCCUGAGCUGUUCGCCUCUAUAAUCGGUGUGUUCAUUACACAUGGAGAUGUGGGGGUGGGCACCAUAGUGGGCUCAGCCGUGUUCAACAUCCUGUGCAUCAUCGGCGUGUGUGGGAUUUUUGCGGGGCAGGUUGUUUUCCUCACCAAGUAUGCUGUGUUCAGAGACUCCUCCUACUACAUUAUUUCUGUUGUCGCCCUCAUUGUAUUUAUUUACGAUGAUGAGAUUUUGUGGUGGGAGAGUCUGGUGCUGAUUGUCAUGUAUCUUGGCUACAUCAUAGUCAUGAAGUUUAACACUAGUCUGCAAAACCUUUUUAAUGGAAAGGAAGACAAGAGGGUCACCAACGGUAAUGCGGUCAUCAGCGAGAUGGAGCCUGGUAAUGAUUGUUUUGAGCAGUUUUGGGAUGAUCCAUCAUGGCCGUUACUCGCCCCAGUAAAGCCCAAUAAAACAUACACUAGGGGCUCUGUCGUGAUGGUGGAUGAGAUGAUGAAUUCGAGCCCUCCGCACUAUCGCUUCCCUGAAGCUGGUCUUAGGGUCAUGAUCACCAACCACUUUGGACCCAAGACACGUCUGCGCAUGGCAAGCCGGCUUAUCAUCAACGAGCAGCAGCGGCUGGUGAAGUCAGCCAAUGGUGUGGACUCUGUGCUGGUCUGUGAUCAGAAAGCUGACACCAUGGAAAAUGGCAAUGUGGCAGAGGACAAACUCUCCGAGGAGCAGGAAAAUGAGAUAUCUCCUUUCAGAUUGCCUGGGGGCGCUAUGGAAAAAGUGAAGUUUUUCAUCUCCUGGCCCAUUUCGCUGUUGCUGUACUUCACCAUUCCCAAUUGUGCCAAGAAGCGCUGGGAGUGUUGCUUCAUGCUGUCCUUCUUCCUCUCCACGGUCUGGAUCGCUGCCUUCUCAUACAUCUUGGUGUGGAUGGUCACUAUUGUCGGAUACACUCUUGGAAUCCCAGAUGUCAUUAUGGGCAUAACUUUCCUGGCUGCCGGUACCAGUGUUCCAGACUGCAUAGCAAGUCUUAUUGUGGCACGUCAGGGCCUGGGGGACAUGGCUGUCUCCAAUACGAUUGGCAGUAACGUCUUUGAUAUCCUGGUUGGACUUGGCGUUCCCUGGGGCAUCCAGACAAUGGCUGUCAACUACGGCUCUGUGGUUAAAAUCAACAGUAGAGGAUUGGUAUACUCUGUCGUUCUGUUACUAGGUUCAGUGGCUUUAACUGUGUUGGGAAUCCACGUGAACAGAUGGCGGUUGGACUUGAGGCUGGGCAUCUACGUGCUUGUUCUAUAUGCAGUCUUCCUCACCUUUUCCAUCAUGAUCGAAUACAACGUCUUUACCUUUGUCAACCUGCCCAUGUGCAUAGAGGCAGAGUAAGCCAGAAGUUCUCCAUGGGCUUUGAACCAAAAUACCUCCAACCAAAAUCACCAAUGAAUCUGCUGUUUCUCCUGUUCAAUCUGCUCUACUGUUAAAGGAAAACCACUGUUCCUCGCUGCACAUUCACACCACUGUGGCUCAGAUGGAAGAACUACAUCUCCCCAAAAAAAAGACAAAAAAAAAAAAAAAAAAAAUCACUGACUCUCUCUACUCCACCAAUUUCCAGGAACCG
Danio aesculapii is the source of this 2404-nucleotide messenger RNA. RefSeq names its product solute carrier family 24 member 4a (gene slc24a4a). The record is from RefSeq and is a predicted model, not a curated record. Gene Ontology annotation, biological process: intracellular calcium ion homeostasis; calcium ion transmembrane transport. Lineage: Eukaryota; Metazoa; Chordata; Actinopteri; Cypriniformes; Danionidae. Gene Ontology annotation, molecular function: calcium channel activity; calcium, potassium:sodium antiporter activity. Bases 310 to 2172 code for a protein of 620 amino acids. Gene Ontology annotation, cellular component: membrane. The transcript is spliced from 17 exons.